Neopelma chrysocephalum (saffron-crested tyrant-manakin) is the source of this 910-nucleotide messenger RNA. Its product is annotated as histone H2A.Z. Gene Ontology annotation, molecular function: DNA binding; protein heterodimerization activity; structural constituent of chromatin. NCBI's taxonomy places the organism in Eukaryota, Metazoa, Chordata, Aves, Passeriformes, Pipridae. The coding region runs from base 184 to 570 and encodes 128 amino acids. The transcript has 5 exons. The record is from RefSeq and is a predicted model, not a curated record. Gene Ontology annotation, cellular component: nucleosome.
GCCGGGGUUCCCGGAUGCGGGCGCGCUCGGCGGUUAUAAAGGGCCGGGGGAAGGCGGGAGCGGCUGCAGUUUGAAUCGCGGCGGGUCGGGGUAGGUUGGUGUUGUCGCCCGAGCUCGGUGCGUGCGGGACGUUCUCUGCCUCAGCCUGCCACCCACCUUCGCGGCGCUGCACUCCGGUUCGCCAUGGCUGGCGGGAAAGCUGGGAAGGACUCCGGGAAGACCAAGACCAAAGCAGUGUCCCGUUCCCAGCGGGCUGGAUUGCAGUUCCCUGUUGGCCGCAUCCACAGGCACCUGAAGUCUAGGACGACCAGCCAUGGACGUGUGGGAGCCACAGCUGCUGUGUAUAGUGCUGCAAUCCUGGAGUACUUGACAGCUGAGGUCCUUGAGCUGGCAGGAAACGCAUCCAAAGACUUGAAGGUGAAACGUAUCACUCCCCGUCACUUGCAGCUUGCCAUUAGAGGAGAUGAAGAGUUGGAUUCUCUGAUCAAGGCAACAAUUGCUGGUGGUGGUGUAAUACCGCAUAUCCACAAGUCUCUCAUUGGCAAGAAAGGACAACAGAAGACUGUCUAAAGGAUACCAGGAUUCCUUGUUAUCUCAGGACUCGAAGUACUUAAUUUGUCCAGUGUUGGUGAUUCCAGUGGACUGUAUCUGUGAAACACAAUUUUGCCUUUUUUUAACUUUGAGAAGCUAAAGCUCCCUUGAGCUUUCUAACAAACCAAAUUUCUGCAUUGAAGUCUUAACUGUAUUUAAGUGUUACCAUGGCUUCAAAGAAGCUAUUGUGUUUGUAGUGGGUUUUAAGUGAGUUGACUGUUUCUAGAUUGGUUUGAGUAAGUAAAGGAAAUGUUUGGUUUUGUACAGAUGUUUCAUCCACUAGAGUGGAAAUACUCAAUAAAUGUUAUGUCAAGACUGA